Hevea brasiliensis (rubber tree) is the source of this 690-nucleotide messenger RNA. RefSeq lists its product as uncharacterized. NCBI's taxonomy places the organism in Eukaryota, Viridiplantae, Streptophyta, Magnoliopsida, Malpighiales, Euphorbiaceae. The transcript has a single exon. Bases 1 to 690 code for a protein of 229 amino acids. The record is from RefSeq and is a predicted model, not a curated record.
AUGGCAACCGGCAACCUUUCCUUGUUAACUCCACAAGUUUUCACUGGUGAAAACUAUCAAAUUUGGUCAGUGAAGAUGCAAUCUUACUUAGAGGCAUUUGAUCUAUGGGAGGUUGUAGUUGAAGAUAGGCCAGUGGCUCCACUACCACCAAACCCUACCUUGGCACAAAUCAAGGCCCACUCUGAAGAAAAGACCAAAAAGUUCAAAGCCAAGACACUUAUUCAAAAUUCUGUGGGAGAUUCAGUCUUCCCUAGGAUCAUGGCAUGCCAAACUGCUAAAAAAGCAUGGGACAGGCCAAAAGUUGAGUACCAAGGAAGUGAUAGAACUAGACAGAUGCAAAUCUUGAACCUGAAAAGGGACUUUGAGUCUCUAAGCAUGCAAGAAGAUGAAUCCAUCGCCAAAUAUUCUGAUAGAAUUUCAUUGAUUGUUAACAAAAUCAGGUUGCUUGGUGAAGAUUUUCCUGAUAACAGGAUUGUUGAAAAGGUUCUUUUGACACUUAUAGAAAGGUAUGAGUCUAAAAUCUCCUCUCUUGAAGAGUCCAAGGAUCUCUCCACCAUUUCUCUUGCAGAAUUAAUGAAUGCUCUUCAGGCACAAGAGCAAAGGAGGGCCUUGAGACAAGACAAACAAACUGAAGGUGCCUUUCAUGUGCAAAACCAGCAGCCUAGCAAAGGAAAAAAAACUCUUCAAUAA